This is a messenger RNA of Oncorhynchus keta (chum salmon), 5928 nucleotides long. RefSeq names its product zinc finger protein 37 homolog. The transcript has 4 exons. The coding region runs from base 3119 to 5470 and encodes 783 amino acids. Gene Ontology annotation, molecular function: RNA polymerase II cis-regulatory region sequence-specific DNA binding; DNA-binding transcription factor activity. Lineage: Eukaryota; Metazoa; Chordata; Actinopteri; Salmoniformes; Salmonidae. Gene Ontology annotation, biological process: regulation of transcription by RNA polymerase II. The record is from RefSeq and is a predicted model, not a curated record.
UUCUGUAACAAAUCAUGAAAUAAAUUGAGAUUUUUUUAAUGUAAACUAAUUAUUUAACAAAUGAAAAGAUCUACAGUGUACAAAACAUUAAGAACACCUCUUUCCAUGACAGACUAACCAGGUGAAAGCUAUGAUCCCUUAUUGAUGUCACUUGUUAAAUAGUUCAAUCAGUGUAGAUGAAGGGGAGGAGUCAGGUUAAAGAUGAAGGGGAGGAGUCAGGUUAAAGAUGAAGGGGAGGAGUCAGGUUAAAGAUGAAGGGGAGGAGUCAGGUUAAAGAUGAAGGGGAGGAGACAGGUUAAAGAUGAAGGGGAGGAGACAGGUUAAAGAUGAAGGGGAGGAGACAGGUUAAAGAUGAAGGAGAGGAGACAGGUUAAAGAUGAAGGAGAGGAGACAGGUUAAAGAUGAAGGGGAGGAGACAGGUUAAAGAUGAAGGGGAGGAGUCAGGUUAAAGAUGAAGGACAGGAGUCAGGUUAAAGAUGAUGGGGAGGAGUCAGGUUAAAGAUGAAGGGGAGGAGUCAGGUUAAAGAUGAAGGGGAGGAGUCAGGUUAAAGAUGAAGGGGAGGAGACAGGUUAAAGAUGAAGGAGAGGAGACAGGUUAAAGAUGAAGGAGAGGAGACAGGUUAAAGAUGAAGGAGAGGAGACAGGUUGAAGAUGAAGGGGAGGAGUCAGGUUAAAGAUGAAAGGGAGGAGUCAGGUUAAAGAUGAAGGAGAGGAGACAGGUUAAAGGAAGGGGAGGAGUCAGGUUAAAGAUGAAGGGGAGGAGACAGGUUACAGAAGGAUGUUUGAUCUUUGAGACAUGGGUUGUGUGUGUGUGCCAUUCAGAGGGUGAACGGGCAAGACAACAUAUUUAAGUGCUUUUGAAUGGGGUAUGGUAGUAGGUGCCAGGCGCACCGGUUUGUGUCAAGAACUGCAACACUGCUGGGUUCUUCCACGCUCAACAGUUGCCGUGUGUAUCAAGAAUGUUCCACCACCCAAAGGACAUCCAGCCAACUUGACACAGCAGUAGGAAGCAGUGGAGUCAACAUGGACCAGCGUCUCUGUGGAGUUCGUGCCCAAAUGAAUUGAGGCUGUUCUGAGGGCAAAAGUGGUGGCUGGUGGGGGUUCAACUCAAUAUUAGGAAGGUGUCCUUGAUGUUUCGUACACUCAGUUUAUACUGUCUCUCUAAGGUUUAUGUAGAGGUAAUGAUUGUAGAUCGUACACGCACAGAUGAAUAGGCGAAACCCAUAAGAAUGGUUGGUAUUGUACAUCUAUUAAAUGGAACGAAAUGUCUAAUUCCUCCACUCCGCUAGGUGGCAGUAAUGGUAAUGUGGAUAUCUUGACCAAGAAUAGCAGCAGAAGCAGUCACAACUUCCUUUGAUCUGUCUGUUCAGGGUUGCCAUGUUCGCAGUUUUGACAUUUGGCCAACUUUGAAAAUGAUGUCACAGGUGAAAAUGUAUUGGUUGCGGGUUUUUGGGCUACUUCUAAGUUGCACCGCGGUCGCCAUGGCAUUUCUCUUAAAAAAUAAACACUGGCUGUUGACAAACAUUCAGUUGAUAUACAUACAAAUAUUUUAUCCAAUGAUUGAAAUUAAGACCGAUCCUCAGUAGCCCAUCCCAGCAGGUUACAGGGAAACACAAGCACUUCUUACCUCAAAUCACCAAACUAUUCAUGUAGAAUAAAUGAGUAUUAAUUUGAACUAAGCAAUACGCUAAAUUGUUCAGUUUACAUUUUGCCUCGUCUACUGUAGACUAUCUGAAAUUAGAUGUAGGCCUAUCAGGGGCUAUAGGCUACCUGCAUCUAUCUAAGCAAACCAUGGCAACGUUGAAUUACAAUCAUAACCCCAGAUUUUAGUUUGUAGCCUUUGCUUAUUAAAGUGACAAGGCAAUCUCACAAAUGGUCAAUUUAUAACGGUUUGUCAUCUUAACAUCUGGCUUCAUACUAACAGCACAAUUGACAGAAAAUAGCCAAACAUUCAGGUUUAUUUUCUCCAUCCAAAGUGUUUCUCACUCAGAUUUGUAGAUCCUCCGUCCCUGAACAUUGUCCAACUUUUCAUCACUCAAACUCUGUGUAUUGAUCUAUAGUUAUGCACAAAAGUGAUUUAUUUACAAUUAUAACCCGAGUUCGAGCCCUGAAUGCUGGUUGGCUGAACGCUGUGGUAUAUCAGACCAUAUACCAUAUGGGUAUGACAACUUUUACGUUGGUAACCAGUUUAUAAUAGCAAUAAGGCACCCUGGAGGUUUGUAGUAUAUGUCCAAUAAGGUUUUAUCCAGGCACUCUGCGUUGCUUCACGCAUAACACAUUUAGCAUGUAGUUACGUCUAUGUUCCUUGUUAAUAGGCUAAUAACGUUAUGGGAAAAUUGUUUAUUACAACUCAUCUCUUGAUGUGAACUUUUUUUUUGUCCUCGUUCAGGUCUUUUGCGCAGGUUUUUCACAUGACCUGGCAACCCUGUGUAUGGAUAACAGUGUUUAUUACAAACAGGGAUCGUAAUUAUUUUUCAGAGAUAAAUGUAUUCGCUUGUCGGACCAACCCGGAUCACUCAUACUCGCUGAAGAUUGCUGCCUCCGUCUCUGCAGAUGAUGACCAGCUCUGUCUUAUAAGGAGAAGACAAGCCAUCACAGUCACCCAAAUGGCACCAGCCUAGAGCUGUCUUAUAAGGAGAAGACAAGCCAUCACAGUUACCCACAUGGCACCAGCCUAGAGCUGUCUUAUAAGGAGAAGACAAGCCAUCACAAUCACCCACAUGGCACCAGCCUAGAGCUGUCUUAUAAGGAGAAGACAAGCCAUCACAGUUACCCACAUGGCACCAGCCUAGAGCUGUCUUAUAAGGAGAAGACAAGCCAUCACAAUCACCCACAUGGCACCAGCCUAGAGCUGUCUUAUAAGGAGAAGACAAGCCAUCACAGUUACCCACAUGGCACCAGCCUAGAGCUGUCUUAUAAGGAGAAGACAAGCCAUCACAGUUACCCACAUGGCACCAGCCUAGAGCUGUCUUAUAAGGAGAAGACAAGCCAUCACAAUCACCCACAUGGCACCAGCCUAGAGCUAUAAGACCCUGGAAGUUUGAAACAUUUACUGAUAUGAAGGCUGUUAGUUUAACAGAACAAGUUUCUCUGCCCAGGUUAACUACAUCAACUUAAAAUGGAGGAAGGAGAUUCUCUGCAUAGCGUUAACCUGAAUCAACUCAAGAUGGAGGAAGGAGAUUCUCUGCAUAGCGUUAACCUGAAUCAACUCAAGAUGGAGGAAGGAGAUUCUCUGCAUAGCGUUAACCUGAAUCAACUCAAGAUGGAGGAAGGAGAUUCUCUGCAUAGCGUUAACCUGAAUCAACUCAAGAUGGAGGAAGGAGAUUCUCUGCACAGCGUUAACCUGAAUCAACUCAAGAUGGAGGAAGGAGAUUCUCUGCAUAGCGUUAACCUGAAUCAACUCAAGAUGGAGGAAGGAGAUUCUCUGCACAGCGUUAACCUGAAUCAACUCAAGAUGGAGGAAGGAGAUUCUCUGCAUAGCGUUAACCUGAAUCAACUCAAGAUGGAGGAAGGAGAUUCUCUGCAUAGCGUUAACCUGAAUCAACUCAAGAUGGAGGAAGGAGAUUCUCUGCAUAGCGUUAACCUGAAUCAACUCAAGAUGGAGGAAGGAGAUUCUCUGCAUAGCGUUAACCUGAAUCAACUCAAGAUGGAGGAAGGAGAUUCUCUGCACAGCGUUAACCUGAAUCAACUCAAGAUGGAGGAAGGAGAUUCUCUGCACAGCGUUAACCUGAAUCAACUCAAGAUGGAGGAAGGAGAUUCUCUGCACAGCGUUAACCUGAAUCAACUCAAGAUGGAGGAAGGAGAUUCUCUGCACAGCGUUAACCUGAAUCAACUCAAGAUGGAGGAAGGAGAUUCUCUGCAUAGCGUUAACCUGAAUCAACUCAAGAUGGAGGAAGGAGAUUCUCUGCAUAGCGUUAACCUGAAUCAACUCAAAAUGUCCGCUGCUGUUUCUUUACCCAUCUUAAGACUCCACAGACUGACAAAGGAUCAACUGUCUCUCUGUGCUCCCAGACUUAACCAGAACAACCCGAAGAAGAACAACAAACCAGGCAGAAAACCAACGAAGAAGAAAAACACCACCAGCAGAGGAAAGAAACAAUCCACAGGAAAUGGACACAACUCUGCUGACAACAAAAGUGUUUCUAGCCAGGUAUCACUAGUGUCUAGACAUCAGCACUGCCCGAAGGGAAGCAAAAAUAAACCCAAGAUCAUUCUCAAACUCUCCCGCUCCAUCUUGAGGCCUGACGCAGCAAAACAAGAGGUGAAACAAGAGAUGGACGAGCUGCCUAUCGGUACAAGAAGUGAUGAACACUGGUUGAACUCUGUGAAGACAGAGAGCUACGACCCAGAGAUGGGUAACACCAGGGGACCUACAGAGAGCGACCCCAGGACAGAUGCACAUCACCUGGGUAUGAAGAUGAAGGAUGCCCCCCUGUACCACCAGGAUGGAGGGAGGCGGCUGCAGUCGUCUACCGUUCAGCCAUUCAAUCCGGCUGCGUUGCGUUCUGACCUGGAAUGUUGGCCUCACAACCAGAAGGUCCCCAGGUUCCCGUGUCCAGACUGCGGCCAGAAGUUCUUCUCCAAAAUUCAGUUUAAGUUUCAUUCCCGGAGCCACUCACAGUACCGGCCGCACUCCUGUGAGGUGUGUCAUAAAACCUUCUCCCGGAAAGGCAGUCUAGACGAGCACCGACCAAUCCAUGAGGUGGAGCGCCCCUUCGCCUGCCUCCAAUGCGGCAGGACCUUCACGUUCAAAUCCAACCUGACCCGGCACAUGCGGUUCCACAGCGACGCACGGCCCUACGUCUGCCCCCAGUGCGGCCAAAGCUUCAAAAUCUCCGACCACCUGAAGAGCCACAUGACGGCCCACAGCGGGAAUAAACCGUACUUGUGCCCGGAGUGCGGCCAGAGUUUUGUCCGUUACAUUAGUCUGAAGUAUCACCGGCUGAGCCACACCGGCGAGCGCCCGCUGUCCUGCCCAGAGUGUCCCAUGACCUUUGCCCGGCCGCACACCCUUAUGAUCCACCGGCGACAGCACAGCAGGAAAACGCUGUUCUCUUGCCAGGACUGUGGGAAGCAGUUCAACGAGGGGUACCAACUGAAAGACCACGUUACAAUGAAACACACAGGGGAGAAACCAUACAAAUGCUCAGAGUGUGACAAGUGCUUCAUCACUUCGGCGUCUCGUAAAGUGCACAUGGUUGUCCAUACAGGAGAGAAGCCGUACAAAUGCACAGAGUGCUGUAGGAGAUACAGUCAGAGUGGGCAUCUAGCGCAGCACAUGAGGAGACACACAGGGGAGAAACCAUACAAAUGCGCCGAGUGUGACAAGUGCUUCAUCACUUCGGCGUCUCGUAAAGUGCACAUGGUUGUCCACACAGGAGAGAAGCCGUACAAAUGCACAGAGUGCUGUAGGAGCUACAGUCAGAGUGGGUCCCUGAAGAGGCACAAGUGUGAGCAGCAAACCAGGUGAAAGGAACCUCGGGGGCUACGCCCCAAAUGGCACCCUAUUCUCUAAAUUGUGCACUAGGGACCAUAGGAUUCUGGUCAAAAGUAGAGCACUGAAUAGGGUGCCAUUUGGCACACAGCCCCAGUGUUCUGAAUGUAGGAAGUGGAGAGAAGUGGGAAGUGGGUCCUUAAAGCAGUACAGCAGCCACAUAGGUGAGAGGGUUCUCAGGUGUUUUGACGAGGGGAACUGGACUUUGUUCAUACAUACACCUACUGCGUUCCCUAUUCCCUAAUAUAGUGCACUACUUAAUGACCAAAUAAACCUACAGCUCUGAUCAAAAGUAGUGUUGUUUCCCCUCUCCAUGUUACUGUUCCCCCCUCCCCGCGUUACUAUUCCCUCCUCCCCGCGUUACUGUUCCCUCCUCCCCGUGUUACUGUUCCCCCCUCCCCGUGUUACUGUUCCCCCCUCCCCGUGUUACUGUU